AUGAUAAUAAUAAUUAGUAAUAAUAUUACAUUGGUAUCUCAAUCAUCAGCACAAGUUCUACCUAUCUCUUCACCGUUAUCACCAACUAUGGCAACAGGAACAAAAGCUGAUGGAAAGAUCGUUGAAGGUGAAUUUCGAUAUGAUGCUCUUAGGGAUCUCCAAACUUCAAACAAUUAUCAACUAGCUGUCUGUUCCGAGAAUUGUACAAGUGUGACCCCGAAGGUGAUGUAUGAUGCAUCUACUAAUAUAUUCAUCGGAUUCUCAACUCCUCUCGAUCAUGGAGUAUCCGUUACACAAUUUUUUCAAACUGAUUCGUAUGACCAAUUGAAAGAGUGGUUUGAGAAUGAAGAGAAGUCAAAUCUUUUAAACGUUCAUAUGUUAGAACUUCUUACAAUAUCUAAAUCUUCGUCGACUUCAUUUCUUUUAGGAGCUUACAGAAUUACAAGCAAAUUUAACUCCAUUGAUGUUCUUCGUCGUUGGCUGUGGAUCUUUGAACGGUCUCGAAUUUCGAAUAUUCGAAUUCUUGCUUUUUCAGCGGACUGUGAUCCGAAAUAUUUACGUGCUAUGCGUCUCAUUACAGGUUUUUUUGCUAAACUACCUAACAUACCUAUAAGUGAGCGCAACGAUGUGCUAGAACAAUCAAUCGAAACUAAUGCAUGGAUUAGUAAAACGGAUGUUUAUCCAAAAGACCGACAAAACUUUGGUUCUUGUGCUAAAAUUUCAACUGAUGAUGUUUUAUUUCCUCUCAAUAAUGUUUCUGAUUCUUAUGCUACACAAGUUUACUUACGUCUGCUGCGUAGUAUUAUAAUAGCUUAUAUUGAAAAAAGUGCAUCAAUUAUUGAUCGAAUAUAUCAUAGUUGGAUGACAGUAUUCAUUUGCCGCCUUUGGUGGACUGGGUUGCAGUUAACGGAUGAGGAAAAAAUUUCCACGGAACAUCAGGACAAAAAUAAAGCUUUUUUCUUUAUCACAAAAGCUGCUUAUCAUUCUAUUGAAAUCAAUGCACACACAUUACUAUCAGUUGUUAUUCUUGUUUGCCAGCAUGAUCUGCCUGAAUCUGCUCUAUGUAUAUCAAGUUUUAAUUCGCAGACAUGCGAAAAUGUAUUCAGACUAACAAGAUCAAUGCCUGGGACAUUCUCAUCAAAUGUGAAUUUUACUGUCGGACAAUUUCUCCGACGAGCUGGUAAACUUUCAGUAUUGCAAGAUAUUGAAAGAUAA
Messenger RNA from Rotaria socialis, 1215 nucleotides. The record is from the annotation of a GenBank genome assembly. Lineage: Eukaryota; Metazoa; Rotifera; Eurotatoria; Philodinida; Philodinidae.